AUGAUCGAGUUAAAACUCAAGGUUCAAAAGCUGUGGUCCGUAGUGACCGAGGAAGUGGUGCUCGACAGCUCUUGGAGCUCCGCCAAGAAGCGUCGCUGGAAAGAGCGUUGGCUCAAAGCCCAAGCUGUUAUCGCUGGGUCGCUUGGCCCCCGAUUGGCUGGUCGUUACAGGCGACUGUUGGUGAGCUGCGACCCUGUGGCUCUAUUCCAGGAGAUCGAGAAAGAGUACAAUGCGGGCAGCGCCGCAAAGAACGACAUCCUGAUCAAGGCCGCAAUGUUUGUGCGCAAGCUGGCCAAGGGGGAGCGCGUAGACACCUACAUCGACGCGAUCAUGCAGCUACAAGAGGAUCUCCUAGUGGGUGCGAGAAUGAAGGCCAGGGAGCUCGAGGUUGGUAAAGUACGUGGGCGGCUUUUGACGCGAGAGCAGGGAGAGAAUAUGCGUGCUCCGGCCGGAGGCAUCGUGGUUCGCAACGCUUCGAGUGAUUCUGGUUCAGUCUGACUCAAAUCCAGUAUACCAGUUUUCUUCUGGGCACAGCCACAGCAGCAAGAAUUUCGAUCGCCAUGGAGGGGGUCAUCGGCAGAAUCAGAACCGAGCGCAUCAGAGCCGACGCCACUCUGUGAAGGCCGCCAUGCAACGCCGGCCGUGCCCCAAGUGCGGUAAACUUGGUCACUGGUAUCGCGACUGCUGGCAGAAGACAAGCCAAGAUGCAAGCAAUCGUCCUCCGAGCAAAGGAGGUCAA
Phytophthora sojae is the source of this 739-nucleotide messenger RNA. RefSeq lists its product as hypothetical. Lineage: Eukaryota; Oomycota; Peronosporomycetes; Peronosporales; Peronosporaceae. The coding region runs from base 1 to 498 and encodes 165 amino acids. The record is from RefSeq and is a predicted model, not a curated record. The transcript has 2 exons.